GUUUUGUUUAUAGUUGUGUGUUAUAUAUUGAAACCAAACGGAUAUGUUGUUUCUUCCUCUGACCAGCUUGAUAGACGUUGCCUUAGCUCAACCCGUUUUCACUGUAGUCUUAUCACACGGCAUUUUUGACAAAGAGAAAAAUGUUUAAUUUUUCUGUACUGUAAUUCUGACAUAACAGUUCCAGCAUGGUCCUGCUUGUUUACGUUAGCUUUAUCCGGCUUCCUCAAACUGAGCAUAAGGGGAAAAACGAUCUUUAAUUGGAAAUAAUUGGCUGUUGCACAUUUAGAGGGUCCAGUAUGCCUAAGGAACAGUCUUGCUUGAGCGAGCACAGUCCUUGUGCCACGUCCAGCAAGGAUGCUAAAGAUAAGAGCAACAGUACGACUCUGCUGGCAAUACGUGAUUCGAAAGAUGCCGACGAUUCCAGUGGAAGGGGCUCCCACUGCAGCUCAGAAAAAGACUCUGGCUACUCUGACGGCUCAGACUGGCAGCAGACAGAUGUGGAGGACCAGCACAGCAACAAAAGCCAGUCCAGAGGCAGUGAGUGUGCAGAAACCACACAGCCAGGUAAAAACCAAGAACGUGGGCAAGGAAAUCCUGGGAAUCAUACCCUGAUGCCAGCAGGCCAUGAGCUACCACCCAUCUACAUAAUCAAGAACAUGGUGCUGAAGCAGCCGGGCACCAUCCAGAAAACAGGUCAGGUGCUCUGGGAGUCCGGCAGUUCUGGUGUUCCCCACAUGAUUCUUUGCCAGCAGCCUAGCUUGUUGCCAACCACCUCGCAGCUCCAGAAGACCUUGUCCUGGAAGUCCAACGUCACAGGGAAGAAAAUAAAAGGCACAUACCUGCCUAUUUUCAACUCCUACCCCCGCAUUGCACCACACCCCAGUAAGAAGCCGCCUGAUAAAUCCUCAUCAAAUGGGGAUUCCCAGAAUCUGAGCAAGAGGGUUUGCACAGAACACAAGAGUGAUAACACACCUGUGACCAGGAGUCUACCUGACCAGCACCUUUAUAAGCAACCCAAAUUAGCAGUCUCAGCCUCUGGGCAGCCUUGUUCCUCUUCAACCAGAGAUAGUCCAUCCUCCUCCAGCUCCGUUACUGCCUCCUCGAGCCAGAGCUCGCCAUCUGUGUCCAGUGUCCACACCACCACCACCUCCCCUUCCCUUCCAACUAGAGGGCUUAACAGAAACGGCACCACCAGUGCUCGCCAUCGCCGUUUUCUCAACACGGUAGAAAUCCUCAGACAGUCAGGUUUGUUGGAAAUUACACUGCGCACGAAAGACCUGCUGCAACAGAGCAACGCCACAGAGCGAGACAUUGCCCAGUUGCGCCAGCACGCAGAGCUACUGUCUCAGGCUGCCAGCAACCCCAGCUGCAACAUUAAUGGUAUCGCAGCCUGGGAAUGUCUACACAGAGCCAUGGCCGAGUCCAGCAGCUACCCCAACCUCAAACUCCUGCAGAAUUUACAAAUCCUGUCUCAACCAGACUCUGCUGGUCAACCGGAGAGUGUUGCCACAGGUGAAACCAACAGGCCUCUAGCUGCUGAGAACUCACAAGUGCCAGCAUCUCGCCUUCUCACCACCCUGUUGGACCCAAACCAGAACUGUCCGGUGUCACAGCAGCUUCAGUCAGAGCAAAGCAGGAUGCUCGAGGACGAAAAAACCUCAGACAAAGUCACCUUUAUGCCUCCUGACAGUUCUACCGGUUAGCACAAUCUGCGGUGCCUUCAGAGGGACAGCAGGUUCUCAGGGUAGCCAUUGGAGAACCAGUAGCUAUGUUGGAUAUUGUGUGUUUUUCAUGGUUUAUCCCUUGUUAUUUAAACCUAGUUUUAAAGGGGUUGCACAAAAUAUCUCUGCAGGACAAUGGAAAUCCAAAGGUGACUCAGUUUUAUUGCUUACUGUACAUAUUGCAGUUUUGUUUCCAGUUCCCUUCACCAGAGUUAAGUGUUUGACAUCUGAAAGCUGAUCCUGUAAUUAAUGCACUAAAGUUCUAUUUAUUCCCAAAGCACCAUUUUGCAUCACCACUGCAGACUUUGUAGAUCCACACAUAGGUGGAGAGCAUCUCUGCAUGUGAGCCACUUAAAAGAUUAUGUGAAGAUAAAAUGUGUUCCCCACGAGGAAGAGGAUAUUGGCUUGCACACACAAGUGGUACUUUAUGCGAUUAUGAUAACUUGAGUGUGUACUAUUUUUAAUUGUUAAUUUGAUCGUUUUGCUGUCACACCAGACUAACUUUAUUCAGGGAAAAUAUGAAUAAAUCAAUCUCCUGGUAGAUAAAUGUUGAAAAAAUGGUUUCUCAUCAUUUAUUUCACCCAAGAGAGAGAGAGGGUAAGCAGUCACCAAGGUUGGUGCCUUCAAAACAACAUAGCUGAACAUAAAGGCUCUCAGGGAGCUUAAUGCUACAGAGAAAAUCCCUCUGUAACGUAACAGACUGCACUACACUGGACUGUUGCAAGGACUUGUUUUCAAAUGCUUCUGAACAAAGCCUUUAAAACUCUUUAUCACUUGAUAUUUUUAUGCUUUAUCAGGGCUCAUCAUCACCACAGGUUAUCAUACAAAUUUACUUCAGUGAAGUCUUUAUCUAUUUUAUAUAAACACGUCUUGUGAUAAUGGAAGCAAUUCAACCCCAGACUAUGAAUUCAACACAGCAUCUUCAAGAUAAUCAGUUCAACCAUUUCCUCUCAUGCAGCAGCUCUGUUGUCCGUUUUCACUUUGAUGAUGUUUUUGUUUGCACCAAGCCACCGGUUGUUGGUGUUAUGUGGUCAUCUGUUUUGUUCAUAGACGGAGCACAGUUUGCAAUGUGUGCGUGAGAGAGUUUGACAGGGUUUAUGUUUAAAAGUAUGUUGACUAAGUGAUUUUAUACGUGUGGCAUGUGUAUGAUUUUUCUUCCAUUUUGCUGUACUUGUGCAUAUGACAGCACUGCCAGCAGCGCACACAUUUAUGAGAUUUAAAGUGGUUUAUACGGUGUAUUUUUCAUAAUUUUAAGGUAUUUAAAUAAAGCGAUACAUGAAAAUGUGA
Molecule: messenger RNA, 3008 nt
Organism: Seriola aureovittata
Lineage: Eukaryota; Metazoa; Chordata; Actinopteri; Carangiformes; Carangidae
Exons: 4
Coding region: 297-1703 (468 amino acids)
Biological process (GO): negative regulation of DNA-templated transcription; negative regulation of circadian rhythm
Cellular component (GO): nucleus
Source: RefSeq, a predicted model, not a curated record